This is a messenger RNA of Capronia coronata CBS 617.96, 1257 nucleotides long. RefSeq lists its product as uncharacterized. Gene Ontology annotation, molecular function: magnesium ion transmembrane transporter activity. Gene Ontology annotation, cellular component: membrane. Bases 1 to 1257 code for a protein of 418 amino acids. The transcript is spliced from 2 exons. Lineage: Eukaryota; Fungi; Ascomycota; Eurotiomycetes; Chaetothyriales; Herpotrichiellaceae. Gene Ontology annotation, biological process: magnesium ion transport. The record is from RefSeq and is a predicted model, not a curated record.
AUGUUGGACCAGGUAGAAGACAAAUACAUUGGCCUGUUGCUGGCCAUCACAUCCACCCUCGCCAUCGGGACGAGUUUUGUCAUUACGAAAAAGGGACUGAACGAUGCCGCAGAUAAACAUGGCUUCGAAGGAGAAGGAUUCGCAUACCUCAAGACCCCUCUCUGGUGGGCAGGAAUCACCUCUCUAAUAUUGGGCGAGAUCGCCAACUUUGCCGCCUACGCGUUUGCGCCGGCGAUCCUGGUGACUCCCUUAGGAGCUCUCAGUGUGCUCAUCGGAGCGGUGCUGGGUGCAUAUUUCUUACAUGAAGAGCUGGGCGUCCUCGGGAAACUGGGGUGUGCCAUCUGUCUUCUCGGAUCCGUGAUCAUAGUGCUCCACGCCCCCCCGGACAAGGAGAUCCAGACGGUGGACGAGAUCCUGGCAUUGGCCAUCAAACCAGCUUUUAUACUCUACUGCCUGGCCGCGGUCGCGUUCUCAUGUGUCAUGAUCUACGUGGUGGCUCCGGUGUACGGCAAGAGGAAUCCCAUGGUUUACAUCUCGAUAUGCUCGACCGUCGGAUCCAUCUCGGUGAUGUCGGUCAAGGCGUUUGGGAUUGCCCUGAAGCUGACUUUUGCCGGCAAUAACCAAUUCAGCCAUCCGUCGACCUACGUGUUCAUGAUUGUCACGACCGUGUGCAUCCUGACGCAGAUGAACUAUUUCAACAAGGCGUUGAGUCAAUUCUCGACAUCCAUCGUCAAUCCUCUGUACUAUGUCACCUUUACCACGGCCACGCUGUGCGCGUCGUUCAUCCUGUUCUCUGGGUUCAACACGACCGAUGCCGUCAACACGAUCUCUCUCCUGUGCGGCUUCCUCAUUAUCUUUGCCGGCGUCUAUCUGCUCAACCUGUCCCGAGGCGACCCUGACGGGCAUCGCCUACUCAACGGAAGGAUCCCCGACGGGGACGGCAUUCCCACCGAUCCGCUCACGGGGUUGCAGACUCGACUAAGUAUGCAGUCGAGGCGAAGUCUCGACCCUCAUCGACGAAGUACCAGUCUCACGUUCAGUCCCGGCGGAAUACGGCAUAUCCGGCAUGUGAGCGGCGAGAGUGCAGGCUUGAUCCACAAUUACAAUGAUAUGGAGCAUAAUGCCUUUGGGUUGAACGACCUGGUGGAAGAUCAUGAAGAGUCGGGUGUAGGCAUGGUCGGUCAGAGUCGAGAUGUGGACCGUGACCAAGCGACGCAUCUGUACCAUUCACCCUCACAGAGGGGCGUGACUCGAUGA